GCCGCGGCCCCCUCUAUCUCCUUCGUCCUUCCCCUGCCUUCGCCUACGCCGCCUCUCUAUUCCCUCCAAAAACCCUAGCAAAACCACUCCCCAAAUCCCCAUUUACCUCAACUCCACUUUCCCUCUCCUGAACUUCGAACCAAUGAUGCGCUCCACGUUGAUUGGAGAAACGCUCCAAUUUUGAAAUCUCCGGUCCGACCGAUCUCACCUACCCAAUUUAUAUUCUCUAAAAAAUUCAAAAAAAAAAAAUCGCAGCCCACCGCAAUCCCGUCCACCCUACGAAUUCCGCCAUGAGAUCCCUCCUCGCCGCCGCCCCCACCUUCCUCCGCGCCAGCGCUUUCCCUUCGCUGCCGCCUCCCUACUCUCUACCUUUCCGCCCGGGUCGUGCCGGUAACAUGCUGGGCGCGGCGAGGUCGGUGUCUGCGGCGGCCAUGUCGCGAGGCAGCGACGGUGCGGCGAUGGAGGUCCGGGCAGCCCAGUCCGGCGAGAUCCACGUCAUCGUUGGACCCAUGUUCGCCGGCAAGACCACCGCUCUCCUCCGCCGGGUCCAGGCCGAGGCCGGCAACGGAAGGAGUGUGGCACUCAUAAAGUCUGACAAGGACAAUCGCUAUGGAUUGGAUUCUGUUGUGACUCAUGAUGGUACAAAGAUGGGGUGCUGGGCCUUAUCAGAGCUGUCAAGUUUCCAUGAAAAAUUAGGAAUUGAGGCCUAUGAUAAGGUAGAUGUUAUCGGUAUUGAUGAAGCCCAGUUCUUUGAUGAUCUUUACAAUUUCUGCUGCAAAGCUGCAGACCGUGAUGGAAAAAUUGUAGUCGUUGCAGGGCUAGAUGGUGACUACAAAAGGAAAAAGUUUGGCUCGGUUCUGGAUAUUGUUCCCCUGGCUGACUCAGUCACCAAGCUAACAGCACGCUGUGAGCUGUGCGGUUGCAGGGCGUUCUUCACAUUGAGGAAGACACAGGAAACCAAGACCGAACUAAUUGGAGGAGCUGAUGUGUAUAUGCCUGUGUGUAGGCAACACUACAUGGAUGGGCAGAUUGUUAUGGAGGCCACAAGGAUUGUACUGGACCUUGAAAGAUCCAUUGCGACGACACAAGUUCUGAAAUAGGUCAAUAGUCGACUUCUGUAUUCAAGUUUGCAGUGUGUGUAACAUUUAAUCAUUAUAGGCAUCCGCCUAAUUAUCAUAGUUGGUGGAAACCUAAUGAAAUUGGGAUGUGCUACGGUGCUACCAGUUGAUAUUAAGUCUUUGGCACGAGAUACAAUUUGAGCAGAUUGUAAAUAUUAAGCUGUUUGGAUAUUAAGGUGAUCAUUUAUCUCUUUUACCUUAA
Messenger RNA from Phragmites australis (common reed), 1320 nucleotides. RefSeq names its product thymidine kinase-like. Bases 291 to 1100 code for a protein of 269 amino acids. Lineage: Eukaryota; Viridiplantae; Streptophyta; Magnoliopsida; Poales; Poaceae. The record is from RefSeq and is a predicted model, not a curated record. Gene Ontology annotation, biological process: thymidine metabolic process. Gene Ontology annotation, molecular function: ATP binding; thymidine kinase activity. The transcript is spliced from 4 exons.